AUGAAAGAAGCUUCGUUGUUGACGAUAUUUCUGAUUGGUUUACUCAGUAUCGCUGUAACCGCCGUGGAAGGUAGGGAUUGUUUAACAGCACUCAUAUUUAAAAAUAUGAGAGCUCUCUAUAAAAAAAAUGCUCAACCAUUCUGCGUUCCUUUUUUAGUGUCAAACUUGUUUAACCAUCCCAUGAGAACUGUCGAUACCAGUUGACACAAUGCGAGAAUCAUGGGUCAAAACAUAUUUAGUCUGAAAAGGACUUUAAACGGCUCUCUGCUUGUACGAGUGUGUUCAUGCUCAAAAUGACGAGUUUACUUACUUGGAAUAACUGACGUAUAAAGAAAAAAUAUGCAAAAUAGUUUGAAAAAUAUUUUUAAAACUGUACGAGCGACGUCUUAGAGAGUCAACACAGCCAGGAAUGAAACAGAGAAGGGAGUGUAAAAUGACUAAAAUGGUUUAUAGAAAAACGUGUGACCAAAUACUUUAUGCGCUGCUGUCCCAAAUCUCGUUUGACUUACUAAUUUUAAAAAAAAGUUCUUCCGUGCAGUAUGUUGAUCAGCUACAAGAGCCAUAAUAGGAUCUCUUGCCAUGCAGCUAUCAUUUAUGAAUGGUCCUUUUGAUUUCUGCUUCUCUGAUCUGCGCACUUUGCAUCUCCCUGCAGUGUUAUUGCCGGAUGACCCUCUCGAGUUUAAGAUGAUGUUACACGGGACGAUUCGCAACGACGAUUUUUAGCGCGACAUAGCGUUGCAUUCGAAGCAAUGUUGCAACGAUAUUGCACCGCUGUGUUGCGCUAAAAAUCGUCGUUGCAAUCGUCUCGUGUAUAACAUUACCUUUAGGGACUAACCAGCCUCGUGUAAAUGCGUUUAGGAAUACUAGUGAUUCAGUUUAAGAGUUUUCUGCAGGCUCUUCAUUUGAUAAAUCACCCAGAAACAUCACUUGUGAUCCAAGAGGACAAAAUAGCCAGUGUGGAUAUAAAAGGAAAUGCCAAAAGAUAGGAGACACUUAUCAUUGCACUUGUGUAAAAGGAUUUCAGGCUAUUGAAGGUGCUUGUAAAGGUAAUUUUCAGACAACUAAUUUUCAUGUAAGAAGGUGAUUUCUAUAGUAACUUAUGAAAAGAACAAAGACAGGCAAAUUGUUUGAAAGCCGAUUAGGGCUUAACCCGGGGUUAAAUUUAACCCGGGUUUCUUUUUCUCGUGUUCAAAACUGAAAUGCUUUUUAAACUUUCAAAUCUGAAUUCAAAUCUCGCACUAGACCUGGGUUAUCUUAACCCACCUUUGAACAACUAGGCCCUGGUGGUUUCCUGAGGUCUCCUCGCCAAAAGACGUUACUGUAAACUUACAUUGUAUUUAAGGCAAAUAAAUCAUGAUGAUGAAAUGACGAUGAACUUGUACAAAUAAUCGGAAACUGCGAACUAUAAUCUAGGUCAAUGCAAAAAUAUAACAAGGAAACUUUGAACGGAAUGCCAAGCCGAUCGGAGACAUCAGGCAUAGCCGCUAGAGUCCCUACGAGCCGUUUGCUUUGUCCAAUCAAAAUGUUUGACAAUGCCAAGAAUUAGUACUUCAAACUGUUCAACCAGCGUCUCGUUUCGUUUCGGUGCAAAGAUAUUUGUAUUGGAAUGAGAACGAAAUGCUUCUUUCUAUCCGGUGUCUGUUUCAGAUGUGGAUGAAUGUAGGCAAAAGCAUUUCAGACAGCAGUGUAAGAGAAAAGGAGCUAUAUGUCAGAACAGCCACGGAUCAUACAAAUGCCAAUGUAAAAAAGGAUUUCACAUGGACCUACACAAGCAACACUGUGUUGGUAAGCAGAUGUUUCGUUGGUAACAGGCUCACUUAGCGCGGAAGCAGAAGCGCACAGACCAGCAACUACCUGACCUUCUUUGAUUGCGCAGUGCGCAGAUACACAAAAACGUUCCUUGGAUCUAUUAAAAUAAGUUUAGGUCACCCUAUAUGGCACAGGAGUGGGACUGAAAACAUCACGCCGACUUAGAGUCUCAUUCUUUAAGAUUACAGCUCGGAUGGUCCUCCAUUCCUUCUCCAUGUUCCACUUUCCAGUUUUUCCCUAAACUUACAUUACGUAACAGUUCAUGAAUACCUUCAUUGAUCUCGUACCCAGAUCUCUUUGAAUACGUCGUCAAGAGAUCUGGGUACCAGAUCGCGAGGGAGACACGCUACUUCAGAACGAACUGCAACUAUUUUGUUCCACCCUGUCAGUCUAUCCGCCUUGUUUUAAACGUGACUAAGUGGUGAUUGAAGGAAGGGAAGUCGAAAUUCUAAAUCUGUGCUUUGAAACUUUUUAGAUGACGAUGAAUGUGAGAAAAUGGAGUUGUGUCAUGAGAAGGCAAUUUGUGAAAACACUGUGGGGUCCUUCCGUUGCUCAUGCGCAGUAGGAUUUGCAGGGGAUGGAGUUGAGUGCGUACUAGACAAAGUCUACGAACAGAAACAGAAGAUCAAGCUGACCAUCAUGAUCGGGGGCGCAUGUGGCGGGGGCAUCUUGCUUAUCAUCGCUUUAGUAGCGUUCUGUUGCUGCGCGCGCAAGAAGAAGAAGAAAAACGACAAAAAACAUGGAGAUAAAAUUGAAAAAAUAGAAUCUACUCUCUCUGAAUAUGGACAGGAUUGGGAGAGUUCUGACAGCUCUGAAGACGAGGAAUAA
Molecule: messenger RNA, 2637 nt
Organism: Porites lobata
Lineage: Eukaryota; Metazoa; Cnidaria; Anthozoa; Scleractinia; Poritidae
Source: the annotation of a GenBank genome assembly